UGAUGGCGGUGCCGUACAACUGGCCGCCGUUGGCCGUCUACCUGUGGUUGUUCGGCGCGGCGGCGGCGGCGGCGGCGCAGACGGCCCCGCCGCCUCAGCUGCUGAGCAUGCGGCCGGACCACACGUCGGUGCGGCGGGUCUACCUGGAGGGCGGGCUGCUGAAGGUGGCCGAGGGCACCCGCUUCAAGCUGCGGCUGUACGGCAGCGGCCUGAGGCGCAGCGGGUUGCUGGGCGACCGAGGCCGCGGCCUGGCCUUCGCCGAGCUGGGCGGCGGCAGGGGCGGCCAGAGCGACCAGUGGCUGUGCCGGCAGGACAACUCGGACAUCGGCGUGGUGAGCCUGACGGUGGGCGAGCGCACGGCCACGGUGGAGCUGGAGGCCCGCUUCCUCAGGAAGGGCGACACCGUCAAGUAUUACACGCUGUGCGCCCGGGUGGGAGGCCCCGACGCCCGGGACUGGGUGCACUUCAGGCGCCCGGACUUCCACCUGGUGGUGGUGGAGAAGGAGAAGACCACCAGCGUCAAGUUCAAGGUCCUCGUCACCUUGCUCUUCGUCUGCCUCUCCACCCUCUUCAGCAUCCUCAACCUCAGCCUGAUGGCUCUGGACCCGGUGGAGCUGCGGGUCAUCAAGAACAGCGGCACCGAGGAGGAGAAGAAAUACUCGGAGCACAUCGAGUCAGUGCGCAAGCACGGAAACUACCUGCUGUGCACGCUGAUGCUGGGGGAUGUGCUGAUGAACUGCUCCUUGACGGUGUGGCUCUGCGAGAUCAUCAACACCACUUGGCUGACCAUCUUAGUUUGCACCGGUUGCAUCUUUUUCUUCGGCGAGAUCAUCCCUUACGCCGUCUGCUCCAGACACGGCUUGGCCUUGGCUUCCAACACCAUCUGGGUGACUAAAUUUUUCAUGAUACUCUCGUUCCCGGCUUCGUACCCCAUCAGCAAGCUUCUGGAUCUAAUACUGCACCAGCAGAUCAGUAACUUCUACACCCGGGAAAAGCUGAUAGAGAUGCUUAGGGUGACCGAUCCUUACAACGACCUGGUGAAAGAGGAGCUCAACAUUAUCGAAGGAGCCCUUGAGCUCAGGAACAAAACGGUUGAGGACGUGAUGACACCUCUGAGCGACUGCUUCAUGCUGAGCUCUGAUGCUGUCUUGGAUUUCGCCACCAUGUCCGAAAUCAUGCAGAGUGGCUACACGAGGAUACCUGUCUAUGAGAACGAGCGCUCAAACAUUGUCGAUAUACUUUUCGUCAAAGAUCUGGCAUUUGUGGAUCCGGAUGACGGGAUGCCUUUAGCAAUCAUGACCAAGUUUUAUAACCAUCCUCUUCACUGCGUGUUUAAUGAUGCAAAACUGGACGAGGUGCUGGAAGAUUUUAAAAAAGGUAAAUCUCAUCUGGCAAUUGUACAGAAAGUCAACAAUGAGGGAGAAGGUGAUCCUUUCUAUGAAGUGCUGGGUAUCAUCACACUGGAAGAUAUAAUUGAAGAACUGAUAAAAUCAGAGAUCCUGGAUGAAACAGACAUGUACACUGACAAUAGGACAAAGAAGAUAGCCUACAGAGAACAAAAACCACAUGACUUUUCACUGUUCAAAGACUCUGAGGCAGAUCUAAGGACCAAGAUUUCCCCUCAACUUUUACUUGCAACUCACCGAUUUUUAGCAACAGGGAAAGGUGGAAGUUGAAAUAAGCAAAGAAGCCUUAAAAUUUGAAAAUGGAGCUUUCACUUAUUAUGGAGUUCCUGCACUUACAACUGCAGUUUCCUCAGAUCACAAGGAUGCAGUACGUAAAUGCAGUAGCAGCGACCCAGAUGGACAGCUCACCCCAGAGCCCUGAAGUCGAAUUAGUCAUAACGGAAUUAUCAAGUAAAGAGCCAGGCCCCGAAACCACAACAACAACAAAUUCUUUGAAUGAGAAGAACCUUGUGAUUCGUAAGUCACUGAGACAUAACACUGAUGAUGAAAAUUAAAUAUAGUUUACUUGGAUCCUCUGAGCCCUUGAAAGUAUAUCUAGCUUGGAUGUCAGCACGAAGCAUUCUGGCUUUUGGUUUCUAAUUUAUGGAUGGGAAACGGAGAGUUAAGACCAGCUAUCCACUCAACGUUACUGAAAACAAAUUAUUUUUAUACCACAGUUUAUGGCUGCAGUUGCUGUUGUAUUUGAUACCUUUUAAACUUCAUAUCCAUGACCAUGCAAGCUUGGUUGUUUGCCUUGCUUAUUGUCCACUGUGCCUUAAACCCUGCACUGACUCCUCUUGCACAAUGUCUGCGGCUUCACAUUGAAACAUUAAAGCCUUAUGAACGGUUUUUGACUAUGAAGAAUGCUGAUUGCAAAAGCCCUUGGAAUGCUGCAAUGCAAUGCAAUACACUACACAGGCAGCCAAUCAGAUGGAAUGAAAAGCCCAACUGGUCCAUUUUUCUUGGGAAUAGAGCCAGAGAAUAGCUCUGAUACAACUGGAUUGAAGAUUAAACAAUCUGGUGAAAACGUCGGCACAAACGUUGAUCUGAGGUCAAUAGUCC
Messenger RNA from Pristis pectinata (smalltooth sawfish), 2507 nucleotides. RefSeq names its product metal transporter CNNM2-like. Gene Ontology annotation, biological process: magnesium ion homeostasis; transport. Gene Ontology annotation, molecular function: transmembrane transporter activity. Bases 3 to 1676 code for a protein of 557 amino acids. Gene Ontology annotation, cellular component: plasma membrane. The record is from RefSeq and is a predicted model, not a curated record. The transcript is spliced from 7 exons. Lineage: Eukaryota; Metazoa; Chordata; Chondrichthyes; Rhinopristiformes; Pristidae.